Aspergillus alliaceus is the source of this 2442-nucleotide messenger RNA. RefSeq names its product alpha-actinin, sarcomeric (f-actin cross linking protein). Gene Ontology annotation, cellular component: cell projection; Z disc; cell junction. The transcript has 4 exons. The record is from RefSeq and is a predicted model, not a curated record. Gene Ontology annotation, molecular function: calcium ion binding; actin filament binding. Lineage: Eukaryota; Fungi; Ascomycota; Eurotiomycetes; Eurotiales; Aspergillaceae. Bases 236 to 2173 code for a protein of 645 amino acids. Gene Ontology annotation, biological process: muscle cell development; actin cytoskeleton organization.
UCGCCUCUCCGCUCUUCGAGCUACCAGCCACUAAAACUGGCUGAGCAUUGCAUCUUUUACCGCUUUGUUCUCUUUCUAAUUAGUCCCCGUGUGAAGAUCCUACCAUUUCCAUUCAAGGAUUACCCCUCUAUCAAAUUGUAUCACUUCGUCAGUGCUUUAUCCUAGUGAACUGCGGCCUUCACCAACCUCCCUUUGGACCAGCCCUGAAUGUCCUAAACCAUUCCCGUAAUUCACCAUGUUGACGGUUGAGAAGUCAUGGGUCAAUGUGCAGCAGAAAACCUUUACAAAAUGGCUCAAUGAUAAAUUGAAGGUCCGAAGUCUCUUCAUUGAAGAUUUAGUAUCUGACCUCUCCAACGGUGUUAUCCUCAUCCACCUUCUCGAAAUUCUCGGCGGCGAGAACCUCGGUAAAUAUGCCCUGAAUCCCAAACUACGUGUGCAAAGGUUCGAAAAUGUCAACAAGAGUCUCGACUUUAUCAAGGGGAGGGGAAUUCAGAUGACAAACAUUGGAGCAGAGGAUGUCGUCGAUGGCAACAGGAAGAUCAUAUUAGGGUUGAUAUGGACUCUCAUUCUGAGAUUCACCAUCAGCGAUAUCAACGAGGAAGGUAUGACCGCAAAGGAGGGUCUGUUGCUGUGGUGCCAAAGGAAAACAGCUUGUUAUGAGGAAGUGGAGGUCCGUGACUUUUCCUCUAGCUGGAACGACGGCCUGGCGUUCUGUGCCCUUUUGGAUAUCCAUCGUCCGGACUUGAUUGACUUCGACGCACUUGAUAAAAAGGACCACCGUGGAAACAUGAAACUGGCGUUUGAUAUCGCCGCCAACGAAAUAGGUAUCCCCGACCUGCUUGACGUGGACGACGUUUGCGAUGUACCGAGACCUGAUGAGCGAUCCCUGAUGACUUACAUCGCGUAUUGGUUCCAUGCCUUCUCGCAGCUGGAAAGAGUCGAGAAUGCCGGUAGGAGAGUGGAGAAGUUCAUCAACAACAUGCAUGGAGCUUGGGAAAUGCAGAACUCAUACGAAAGAAGAAUGAAGGAACUUCUGCGCCUCAUCAGAGCCCAACGCGAGCAAUGGAAGAACGCUUCUUUCCAGGGAACAUACAAGGAUGCCAAGGACCAGGCGUAUAAGUUCUCUUUGUACAAGAGGAAGCAGAAACGGCAAUGGGUUGCUGAAAAAUCAGACCUUGCGGCUCUUUUAGGCAACAUAAAGACAAAGCUCAGCACCUACCGUCUUCGUCCCUAUGACCCGCCUGAGGAGCUGCGACUUGAAGUUUGCGAUCAAGAGUGGGAGUAUCUUACACGUGACGAGCAUGAACGUAGUCAGCUCAUUAACGAGACGAUUCGUGAUAUCAAGAAUGCCCUGCGACGUUCCUUCGCGGAUAAAGCAAAUGAUUUCGCACUAACUCUGAAGACCCUAUCUCUUGCAAUAUCCGGUCUUGAUGGCGAUGUAGAAGACCAGUUAGCCCAUGUUAAGAGACUCAAUGAUAACCUGCCUCCUCUUGAUGCGUUCUUAGAUACUAUUGCGGGUAUAGACGAGCAGUGCAUGGAAGCGAACAUUGAAGAGAACGACUACACAACCUAUACACUAGAUGAGCUCUCUUACGAGUUGAGCCUGGUCAAGUCAAGCAUCUCCAAGAAACUAGCCUUCCUUGACAAUCAGCUUGUGGCCCGAAACAUGACAAAUCUGACCCCGAUUCAGUUGGAGGAGUUCGAAUCAGUAUUCAGACAUUUCGAUCGCGACUCCUCGAACACCCUUCACGAGCUAGAGUUCUCUGCGGCCCUUGCCAGUCUUGGACUUGUAUAUGACGAGGAUGAGAUGCACGAUGUGUAUGUGACGACAUGUGGCCCAGCUAGACUAGCACAGAAUGCCGGUGUUAGCUUCGAGCAGUUCAUUCGCUUUAUGGUCAGUGUGACCGAGGAUCAAAACACCGCCGAACAGGUGUUGCAGAGUUUCCGCGAGGUUGCAGAUGGCAAGCCAUAUGUCACCGAACUUGAUCUCCGGCACUCACUUAUUCCCGAUGAAGUGAUUGACCAUCUCGUUCAGACCAUGCCCAGGCAUGAGGUGUUUGAUCGCGGUGAAGACAAUAAUGACCCCAAGUAUGACUACUAUAGCUUCAUGGAAAAGAUGAUGGAGAGUGGCAAUGGUGAACAUAGUGAUGCUGCUUCCAAUGGGGAGGCUUGAUGAGGUUUCGUAUCGCACCGCAGGCGUUUAGUCUUUUCUUUCCCAUUCUCUCUAAUUGUUUUGCUAUUGGAAGCUGCUGCUGGUGUUCUCUGGAGCUAUAGGGAGGGCUAUGUCUUGAUCGGCGACCACAUGGAACACGCAUACCGGACUAUGACGAGACUUUUCUUAGUGUUCUUGCAUCGCGUCCUUGAUUAUUUUCUUUACUCCUUCACGAUGACUGCCGGGAAUUGCUUACAUGUACACCACAUUGGCCAGGAGCAUAAGUAGUU